AUGAGUGACCUAGACAAGGCGAUCGCGCAACUACGCGCUUGUCGUUUGAUACCCGAGACGCAAGUUCGAGAACUCUGCUACAAGGCGCGAGAAUUACUGAUAGAGGAGGGAAAUGUUGUCUGUGUGGAUGCCCCCGUCACGAUUUGUGGAGAUAUUCAUGGCCAGUUCCAUGACCUUAUGGAACUCUUCCGUGUCGGAGGGGAUGUUCCCGACACCAACUAUCUGUUCAUGGGCGACUUCGUUGAUCGCGGUUUUUACUCUCUUGAAUCCUUCCUUCUCCUCCUCUGUCUCAAAGUUCGUUAUCCGGAUCGCAUGACGUUGAUCCGUGGAAACCAUGAAUCCCGCCAGAUCACAACCGUUUACGGCUUCUAUGACGAGUGUAUCCGCAAAUAUGGCAGUGCCAAUGUAUGGCGGUAUUGCUGUGAGGUAUUUGAUUAUCUGGCACUAGGUGCCAUCGUUCUUGGCGCAAGCUCGGAACUUGAACCUUCUGGCCCCGUGGUUAAUGAUUCGACUCAGUCCACCAUGGCCAUCGAUGAUGGGGAAUUAGAGACCGAGGUGUUGAACUCGAAAGGGGAGGUUACGAUGAGCACCUAUCGACAGAGACAGCGCGCGUUGUCGGAUACCUCUACAGAUUCUAGAAACAUCUCACCCCCGAGGGACAUCUCAGUCGCCCCAGGCCAAGCCCCCACUAGAACAGGUGCCCCCGGCACGGGAGCUUCGGGAGAUGGAGCAGGCAGUCUGUCCAACAAAACAGGUGCCAUUCUUUGUGUUCAUGGUGGUCUCUCACCGCUUAUCGACACGGUCGACAAGAUCCGCCUGAUCGAUAGAAAGCAGGAGGUUCCCCACGAAGGUGCCAUGUGUGAUCUGUUGUGGUCGGACCCCGACGAAAUCGACGGCUGGGGAUUGAGUCCGCGUGGUGCUGGGUUUUUAUUUGGCGGCGAUAUCGUGAAACAAUUCAACUACAAAAACGACUUGUCGCUGGUUGCGCGUGCUCAUCAGCUCGUAAUGGAGGGCUACAAGGAAAUGUUUGACGGUGGGAUUGUCACUGUCUGGUCGGCCCCGAAUUACUGCUACCGCUGUGGAAAUGUCGCUGCCAUCCUGGAGCUGGGCGAAGAUACCAGUAACGGAGGCACAGUUACCAGAAGUAACGGGGACUACGGGCGAAGCAAUGGUGCAUUAGCGACAGAUAAGCCUGGAAUGAGGAGCCCUGGACGGAGAUACAGGGUAUUCGAGGCAGCUGCGCAGGAUACUAGAGGCAUGCCUGCGAAGAAACCUGUUGCUGAUUAUUUCUUGUGA
Molecule: messenger RNA, 1296 nt
Organism: Aspergillus tanneri
Lineage: Eukaryota; Fungi; Ascomycota; Eurotiomycetes; Eurotiales; Aspergillaceae
Product: serine/threonine-protein phosphatase
Exons: 3
Coding region: 1-1296 (431 amino acids)
Biological process (GO): peptidyl-serine dephosphorylation; double-strand break repair via homologous recombination
Cellular component (GO): nucleus; cytoplasm
Molecular function (GO): protein serine/threonine phosphatase activity
Source: RefSeq, a predicted model, not a curated record